GAGCAGCGGUAGUAACGCCGUGGGCGUGGCUCCAAUUUCGCCGCAAAACGCCAAUGGGAAAGGGACACCUCCGAAGGCGACGCCGCACGAUACCAACGUUGAACUCAAAACCAUGAAUCCAGAACGUGCAUCUGUGAAGGGCUCAAUUCCGCUCGGGGAGGAUAUCAUGCAGAUUGCCCGGAUAGGGGAGAUUUCGGCCAUGCAAAGGAUAUUCGAGGAAAAGAAGUUGACAGCCAACCACAAGGACGAGGAAGGAAUCACACCGUUACAUGUGCGUAUCUAUCCAGUUUCCCAGUGCCUAUGUUAUCGGCGCAUUUGCUGACUGUUUGUGACUGGUCUUGCUUUAGUGGGCCGCAAUCAACAAUCAAUAUGCGAUGUGCAAGUUCUUGUUGGACUCGGGAGCGGAUGUUAACGCCAAAGGAGGAGAAUCCGUCGCUACGCCGGCGAUGUGGGCUGCCCAACGUUGCCAUUACUAUAUCGUUCACCUCCUGCUUCAGUGCGGCGCGGAUCCUCUUCUUACCGACGUUCAGGGCUACAACAUUCUACAUUUGGCAACCAUCGAUGGUAAUGCGUUCUUACUCGUGCUGCUUCUACAUCAAGAAAUACCGGUGGAUGCUAUGGAUCAACAAGGCCAUACCGGGCUGAUGUGGGCGGCAUACAAAGGGUUCCCGGCAUGCGUAGAUCUGUUUCUGCGCUGGGGCGCCAAUACCAAUGCGGUCGACGAGAGUGGAUUGACUCCUCUCCAUUGGGCAUUGGUAAAGGGAUCGCUGCCCUGCGUCCAGAAACUUAUCGAGUAUGGCGCGGAUCGGUUCUCAAAGACGAGGGAUGGCAAGGCACCGGCAACGGUAGCUUCGGAGAUGAAUACUGUGCGAGUGUGGUAUCGAGCCCUUGACGAAUGCGGUUACGAGUUUGAUGGAAACCCCAAGGCUCUUCCCAUGGGACUGGCGAGCUGGGUGCGGAACAAGAGCAUCAUGUCAAAGUUCUUUUUCCUUUGGCCGUUUCUCAUGGUAUUCGUUGCUACGUGGAUUCUCAGCAACAUGGCCAUUUAUGCGUCCAUCCCUGCAAUGCUCAUUACCGUAUUCGGCCUGCAGUAUGUUGCUCAAAAGGCUGCCAGUAAGGGUCCAUCAGAGUAUCGGGUCCUCCAGAGAACGGUAAGUUCGUGUCGCGUAUGUGUCUGGCCUUGAUGCUAACUGAAUAUAGCCCUAUUUAUCGGGAGUGUUUGCUGGGUCUCUAUUCUGGGUUGGUAUCAGAUACGUCCUUAAUGUGCUG
Molecule: messenger RNA, 1269 nt
Organism: Aspergillus ruber CBS 135680
Lineage: Eukaryota; Fungi; Ascomycota; Eurotiomycetes; Eurotiales; Aspergillaceae
Product: ankyrin repeat domain-containing protein
Exons: 1
Coding region: 375-1184 (269 amino acids)
Biological process (GO): protein palmitoylation
Cellular component (GO): Golgi membrane
Molecular function (GO): protein binding; palmitoyltransferase activity
Source: RefSeq, a predicted model, not a curated record